GGGCGGGUUAUGAAUACAGAAGAAUCUCCGUUCUGAAUUGCACAAGCGAAGACACACGAUUGUAUCAUUCAACAAUGACUACGUAUAAGCUGAUCUCAUGGGGUGCAAACUCGCAUGGUCAAUUGGGACAAGGUGUGUUAUCCGAACAAUGCGUGUUACCUAAAGAAAUCGAUUUAUCCGGAUGCGACCUUAGACCGGAAUCCGUGAAGAAAAUUGUCGGUGGUGGCGGGCACACGUUGAUCCUGGACACGGAAGGUCGCGUUUACUCCUGCGGACGAAACGACAAAGGACAAGCCGGAGUCUCGAAUACGGAGCGAACAAACGUUCUAACAUUUCAGAGACUUUCCCUCGACGGUAAAACGAUGAUUGACGUAUGUUGCGGAUGGGACACGUCCGCGGCGUUGACGAAGGACGGUGACUUGUAUCUUUGGGGUUCCAAUCGUUACGGACAGCUGGGCGACGAUCCAUCGAUUCAUUCGUCGACUUCAUCGCCCAUAUGUACCAUACAAUCAGGCAAAGUUAAACGGAUUUCUAUGGGUUUACGACAUACUGUUGUGGUGACGGACAACGGCACUGUUCUGGUUUGCGGAGCAAAUAGCAAAGGACAAUUAGGUCUAACUAAUAUGGAGAGCAAACAGUCCCGAGACGUUCGACAUUGUUUCACCGCAGUUUCAGGAUUGACGGACGUAGACCAUGUCGCAUGCGGCGAGCACCAUACUGUGGUCGCGACGUUGAACAAGGGCACGUUCACCACGUAUUUCUUCGGCGACAACAAGCACGGCCAGGCGGGAAUUGAUCCUCGAGAGUGCACGCGAAUCUGCCCCGCAUACCGUUUCGUACGUUGCGACUCGCGAUUCAGUGUGUCGAUUCAAAUCCAUGCAGGUUGGAGCCACACAAAUAUCUUGAGCGACGGUGCCGUUUAUUCGUGGGGAAGAAACAGUUACGGGCAGUUAGGCCGUGGACAAUCAGAGGAGGAGGGAUGCGAAUCUUGGAGAAUGCAACGCGUCGAAAAUUUACCGAAGAUCGUUCAGCUCUCAGUUGGAUCGGAACAUAAUGUUGCCUUAGCCGGUAAAUUAUCGAGCACAAUGGACACGUGCGCGUACAUUUGCAAUUCAUUGCGUCGGAAAACAUGGGAGAUAAUGAGAUACGUCAAAUUUAAUGCCGCAGAAACUGGAACGAUAUUUUGUUGGGGCUGGAACGAACAUGGCAACUGCGGUAACGGGAACACGAAGGACGUUCUGUUACCGGAACGCUUGCCGCUUCCACACAACUCUAUUGGCGUCCUUGUUGGUUCCGGCGCAGGACAUUCAUUCGCUGUAAUAAAAAAUAUAAAUUGACCGCGAUAGUACAGUGUAAAUAUGUUCUAGAUAACGUUCUUAAUUAAUUUUUCUUUAUGCAAAAAGAUCCUGUAUAUAGAAAAUAAUUUCAUAAAUCUUCUACAUAUAAGUGUAAAUAUUAUAUCGCAAUAAUGAAAGUCAGAAAGUGUCUCCUGAAAAUCUGCCUGUGAGAGGAAGAUGAGGAAAAUAUAUAUAGAAAUACAUGCAAAAGUAUCUAACA
Messenger RNA from Harpegnathos saltator (Jerdon's jumping ant), 1557 nucleotides. RefSeq names its product secretion regulating guanine nucleotide exchange factor (gene Sergef). NCBI's taxonomy places the organism in Eukaryota, Metazoa, Arthropoda, Insecta, Hymenoptera, Formicidae. The record is from RefSeq and is a predicted model, not a curated record. The transcript is spliced from 4 exons. The coding region runs from base 75 to 1337 and encodes 420 amino acids.